Messenger RNA from Iphiclides podalirius (scarce swallowtail), 351 nucleotides. NCBI's taxonomy places the organism in Eukaryota, Metazoa, Arthropoda, Insecta, Lepidoptera, Papilionidae. The record is from the annotation of a GenBank genome assembly.
AUGGCCCUAGGACGGAAAGCGAAAGCAACGAAAGAACGAAGCCAAAGACGGGGAGCGACAGAGGGCGUCGGGAAUGGCUCGGGGACGAAUUGUGGGGGAAUGGUGAGUCGGUGGCGAGCUGGUGCUGGUGCGGGGGAGGGUCGGUGUGGGAGGGUAGUCCCCCGAGGGCCGGUGAGGGCGCGCCCCCGGCUUAUUAAUACGGCGGCACUCCCGGGCCGCGUGACGUCACCGCCUGAAAUACGCGCGCAGCGACGCGCCGCGGUCAACGACUCCCGAAAUAGAUGCACGCCUCGCACGCGCACCUAUAGGAAAUUAAGAACCGGUCGCGCCGACGACGACGACGGCCGCCGA